CAUCAGCUGACUGGGGCGGAGCGGGGCGGUGACGCUGUCAACAUGGUGGAGUGACGGAGAGAGAUUUCUUGAAGAAGUCGGUAAGGGACAGCAACUACCCACGUACAUUGUGCUUAAGCUAGAACAUGGAGCACAUUGUAACCCCAAAGGUAGAAGAGGUUAAAUUAUUAGUCAGAUACAACAAUAAGAAGCCGGCCAUUGGAACCCUAUACCUAACUGCAACUCACCUGAUUUUUGUUGAAACUUCAGCAGAUGUGCGAAAAGAAACCUGGAUACUUCACCACCACAUUUCCAAUGUUGAAAAGCUACCCCUCACUGCUACUGGAUGCCCUUUAUUGAUACGAUGCAAGAACUUUCGUGUUGUACACUUUGUUAUUCCUCGUGAACGAGACUGUCAAGAUGUGUAUUUGUCACUACUUAAACUCUGCCAGCCAGUUAACUUUGAAGACCUCUAUGCGUUCCUGUAUAACCCUAAAGAAGGAGAAGCAAGCAGAAAAAUUGGAUGGACUACAGUUGAUGUAAAUGCAGAUUUUCAGCAUAUGGGGUUACCCAAUGAUUACUGGGAGAUAACUGACAUAAAUGCCACCUAUGGAGUUUGCAGCACAUAUCCAGCUCUGCUUGGUGUACCCAAAACUGCAAGUAAGCCAACUAUUGUGGGAAGCUCUAAGUUUCGGAGCAGAGGACGGUUUCCUGUACUUUCCUACUUUUACAAGAAGAAUAAUGCAACUAUCUGUCGCUGCAGCCAGCCUCUUUCUGGUUUCAAUGCACGCUGUGUAGAGGAUGAACAAAUGCUGCAAGCAAUCAGUGAUGCCAACAAGAGUUCUCCUUCAAUGUAUGUAGUGGACACCCGCCCUAAGUUGAAUGCAAUAGCCAACAGAGCAGCAGGAAAAGGUUAUGAAAAUGAGGACCAUUAUUGCAACAUCAAAUUUCAAUUUGUUGGUAUUGAAAACAUCCACAUAAUGAGGAAUAGCCUUCAGAAGCUGUUGGAAGUAUGUGAAAUGAAAUCUCCCUCUAUGAGUGACUACUUAACUGGCCUGGAGAGUUCUGGAUGGCUGCGUCACAUAAAGGCUGUAAUGGAUGCAGCACUUUUCCUUGUUAAGGCUGUUGCUCAUGAAGGAGCCAGUGUUCUAGUGCACUGUUCAGAUGGUUGGGAUCGAACGGCUCAAGUGUGCUCCUUGGCUAGUUUGUUGUUGGACCCUUAUUACCGAACCAUUAAAGGACUUAUGGUCCUAAUUGAAAAGGAUUGGGUAUCAAUGGGACACAAGUUUUCACAAAGAUGUGGACAUUUAGAGGGGGAUUCCAAAGAAGUGUCUCCAGUGUUUACACAGUUCAUUGAGUGUCUUUGGCACCUCACAGAGCAAUUCCCCUGUGCCUUUGAGUUUAAUGAGAAGCUGCUUCUUGACAUUCAUGAUCACGUCCAUUCGUGCCAGUUUGGGAACUUCAUUGGCAACUGCCAGAAAGAGCGAGAAGACCUAAAACUUCAGGACAAGACCUACUCUGUCUGGUCUUUUCUUUUGAAGAAAAAACAACAGUACAUGAAUCCUGUUUACAAAGAAGGAUGGAGUCAUGAUGUGCUACAACCCAACACUUUACCAUUCAACUUUAAGUUUUGGUGUGCAAUGUACAAUCGGUUUGAUAAGGGGAUGCAUCCCAGACAGUCAAUGCUGGAUCACUUACUGAGUAUCAUCAGUAAGAAACAUGAAGAAGAAGGAAAAAUGAAGGAACUUCAGAAGAAAAUAAGCACUGGAUCAGAAGAGAGCUCUUCUCAUUCUCAUAAAGUCUCUGUGGAUGAAAUCAAGUUGUCAUCUCCCAGUGCUUUCAAACCCAUCCAGAAUGAUAGUGGAACUUCAUUUGCCAAUGGGACAGAAUUGGAGCAAGAUGGCAUUCCAGAAUUGGAGCAAGAUGGCAUUCCAUCAAAUAGCGAUCUGAAAGUACACAGUCCUCAUGAAAAAUACCUACCUACUGAAACCUUUGAAGCUAGUCUCCCACCAGUGGAAAAUGCUGUCAUCACUGACCGUGUCAUAAAAGAGUAGUUUAGACAGAGUUCCAGCAGAAUGCUGUAGUAAGUAAAAAUACAAGAGUUGUGUAACCCAAGAAGAGAUUUGUCCUCCAGUGUUUUUUUACUACAUAUCUCCACAGGGGUAACUACAACAUACUGGUGUCAUGAGUUGUGUCAACCUCCACCACAGAUACCCUAGAACGUAAAGCUGAGACAUUUUAUUUCCCAUUAUGAACAGACUUUUUCAUUAGUGUUGGUGUGAUCACCACAAUGUAAUGAAUGUUCCAAUCACUUCAGCCUGUUGCACUAAGGUCAGUGUUGUGGAAGGAAGCAGAGCUCUUUGUGUGAUAUUCUGUAAGCAAGUAGCAACAUAGGUAUUCCACAGUGAAAGGUGAAGCCAAAAGCAGAAGUUAUAAGGCCCGUUUCUUCCAAAAGUAGGAGCUAAAAGAGGACAUGAGAAAGCAGUUGCAGCUCAGUUCAUAGACCUAAGUUUGUCAAGCACAAUAUACUGAAAUCCUGUUUUGAGGACCAAAAAAAUGCUAAUUUGUUAAUGACAUUUAGGGCAGCUGCCACAAUAUUGCCAAAGCCAUGGCUCUUUUGAGUAUGCACAAGUGAGUGCAGUUUAGUUUUCACAUCCAUUGUUUUCUGUUAAUUGUGUUGGAAAAGGUAUUGUUUCAUGAGCGAGUUGUUGGUUUUGGCCUUACUUAUUAUUAGAAAAAUUACUUCAGUGUAAUGGGUAAAAUGGCAUUUACCUAGAGCAAUAUGCAAAUAUAUAUUAACAUUGGGCAACUGAGAGGGACUAGUCUUGUUUACCCAUCAGUAAGUGCCGCUAAAAAUGUGUUGUUGACUUGAAAAGCUAUGCAAUGUCAUCUGUGUCACUCAGUGACAUAUCAGUUAUUGCCUAUUAUGUAGUCAUGUAGUUACUUGUUAAAAACUGCUUUGAUUAGCUGUUUCAAAUGUGAGUGUGUGUGUGCGUGAAAGUAUUGGGGCAAAAAAAAGUACAAACUUUUCAGUCCUGGGACAUGCUAGUUAGCAAGAGGGGAGCAACCCACCUCAAAACACCUCAUUUUUGUUAGAAAAAGCACUGACCUGAGGUUAUAGUGGGUGUGAGAUUACAAAUAAGACUGAAGUACUUGAUGCAGUUAAUUUGUGGGCUGUUGGUUGCCUUGAUUUAUGGCAAGCUUUUCACCAGUUGCACACAGAUUAAUAGGCUUCCUCUGUUGAGGGACUUUACCUUUUACACUGCUUACUUCUUUUUAAUUUUUCUAUACUCAGCACUGUGGAAAGGGAUUAAAUAAUAAUUUUGUAUUUUGUUUUUUUUUUUUUAUAGAUACAUGAUGUAUUAUCUCUGAAAAUGAUUUACAAUUUAUUUUCUAAUGGUUUCAUUUUUUUGGAAAAAUAGAAAAAAUAUAAUUUUGAUGCUAUUUCUUGCACAUUAAUUUGUUACACUUUUUGGUAAUUGUCAUGACAUUUGCAGGCAGAAAUGGUAGACUGUCAUUUUCAUCAGUCAUUUUUUACAGUUUAAAAAUAAGGACAUUAAUGCCAAACGUUUAUGUUCAUCUGCUAUGUACUGAGCCACACCUUGAUGCAUCUGAUCAGCGGUGUGGAGUGAAAGGCGUCUUAAUACUGUAACAUGUCCAGUUAAAUAGGCUGUUCUCCAGCUUGAACAAAAGAUGUCUGGGGUUUGUUAGUAGACUGUUUUUAUACUUUAGGCAGCUGUGCACACAUCAGUUCAGUGCCAUUAAUAGAAUAGCAAUCCUUAUCCUCACACUUGUCUUCCACUUGUGCUGCACAUGCUUUUAAAAGUCAAAAGCCUCAGGAGCGGCUGGUUUAGUUAGGGAAAGUUGGAUUUUAUGUUUAGAACUACGGUGCUUCAGAGCACAUAUCCCAGACUGCUUUCUGUAAGUUCAAACCUUACAUAUAUUAUUACAUGGAUUAAAACACUCAAAAGUGCAAAAAUCGCAUGUUGCAUUUGCUUCCAUUUUUGCUCAAGUCCAUAGUUUGCUGUUGGACUCUUCCUGAACCAGCUGUCUGUCAUCCAGGAGGCACAGCAUGCUGUAUCUUUGUCCACCAGCACAGCAUUCUUCUUUUUGAUUUAAUGAUUUUGACAGAAUGUGCGAGAAACUUUUGUUAUGGCUGCUUUGCUAUCCCAUCUGCUGUUGUGAAAGUGUAAAAAUACAGCAGAGUGGGAAAACAAAAGGCUGUAGGGAACAUGUGGAAUCUGAGUUUACUAGGUGUCCAGUAGUGUUUAUUACACCUAAAUGUCUUGCAGAGUGAUGAAGUGUGGCUGCUGUGCUUACAUUUCUAUGUCAAUAUAAGUACACUUGAUGCACUGUUAAUGUUUUUACUGUCUUCUGUUUAAAUUUUUGAUUCUGUAAAAGAUGUAUUUUCUAAAUGGUGAAAUUUAUUUUUUAUUUCAAGAUCUCUGUGUAAUAAAUACAUGCUUUAUGUAUUUUACAA
Molecule: messenger RNA, 4459 nt
Organism: Erpetoichthys calabaricus (reedfish)
Lineage: Eukaryota; Metazoa; Chordata; Cladistia; Polypteriformes; Polypteridae
Gene: mtmr8
Product: myotubularin related protein 8
Exons: 14
Coding region: 126-2033 (635 amino acids)
Biological process (GO): dephosphorylation; negative regulation of autophagy
Cellular component (GO): nuclear envelope
Molecular function (GO): phosphatidylinositol-3,5-bisphosphate phosphatase activity
Source: RefSeq, a predicted model, not a curated record